Molecule: messenger RNA, 1944 nt
Organism: Bubalus bubalis (water buffalo)
Lineage: Eukaryota; Metazoa; Chordata; Mammalia; Artiodactyla; Bovidae
Gene: RASL11B
Product: RAS like family 11 member B
Exons: 4
Coding region: 220-966 (248 amino acids)
Molecular function (GO): GTPase activity; GTP binding
Source: RefSeq, a predicted model, not a curated record
CAACCCGGCUGCAGUCCCAGCCGGGAGCCCGAACCUGCACUAGUUGGCCUCCGCGUCCUCUCCGGUGCAUUUUUUUUUUUUUCCCCCUUUCUUUUUCUUUUCUUCUUCUUCUCAACCGCGGGGUCCUCUGCUUGGUCCUCCCGCCGCUGUCGCACAGCGCGAUCCUCUUCCUGCCCUGCAGGUCCCGUCCCCCGCGGUGAAGCCCCGGCCAAAGCGGCGAUGCGCCUCAUUCAGAACAUGUGCACCAUCGCCGAGUACCCCGCCCCGGGCAGCGCAGCCGCAGCCGAUUGCUGCCUGGGGGCCGCGGGCCGCCGCCUGGUCAAGAUCGCCGUAGUGGGCGCCAGUGGCGUGGGCAAGACUGCUCUCGUGGUCCGGUUCCUCACCAAACGAUUCAUCGGCGACUAUGAAAGAAACGCAGGUAAUCUCUAUACCAGACAAGUCCAAAUAGAAGGUGAAACCCUGGCUAUUCAGGUUCAAGACACUCCAGGUAUUCAGGUCCACGAGAAUGGCCUGAGCUGCACUGAGCAGCUGAACAGGUGCAUCCGCUGGGCAGACGCCGUGGUGAUUGUCUUCUCCAUCACUGACUACAAGAGCUACGAGCUCACCAGCCAGCUUCACCAGCACGUGCAGCAGCUGCACCUGGGCACCCGGCUGCCCGUGGUGGUCGUGGCCAACAAGGCCGACCUGCUACACAUCAAGCAGGUGGACCCUCAGCUUGGACUGCAGCUGGCCAGCAUGCUGGGCUGCUCCUUCUAUGAGGUGUCCGUCAGCGAGAAUGACAAUGACGUCUACAACGCUUUCCACGUGCUGUGCAAAGAAGUGAGUCACAAACAGCAGCCCAGUGGCACGCCAGAGAAGCGACGGACCUCCCUCAUCCCUCGGCCCAAGUCCCCCAACAUGCAGGACCUGAAGAGGAGGUUCAAGCAAGCCCUCUCGGCCAAAGUCAGGACUGUCACCUCCGUCUGAAGCAGGGGUACUCGAGGGGGUUCGGUCUUCCCGGGAAGGGGUCCGGGGUGAUGCAGGAAUGUUGGACGCUGGCGGUUACUUGUGGUUCCAGGAAGGGCUGGAGCAGAGAGGCCAGGAGGGCCUGUUGAACCGCUUCAGGAGUGGAAGUGUCGUCCUGAGCAGGGGAACAGAACUGAUGUGGUGUGAACCAGUCACCUCUGAUGAUGCCAAACAGCCUCCACAACUUUCCCUCUGGAGUGGGGAGGGAUUGGGUGAUGGCUUGGGAUUUUGUUAACUACCUUGUAAAUGACAGUCAGUUGUAGAUUCACCCAAUAUAUUGAUGUGAUUUACAGUGGGAAUGAAAGAACAGAUUAAGCAUUCACAGACUUUUUUUUUUUUUCUUCUUUCUUUUUCUCCCCCCAAGAGAAAGAAUUGAUUUUCUUAUACAAGUAUGUGUCUCUGGAAUACUCUUCCUUAUAGAAUGACUUUCAAACCUGAAGGAUACUCAGAUUUCUUUUUUUUUUUUUUUUAAGAAAAAGAAGAAAAUGCUACCUCCACCUGACUAGAAAGAGUGGAGUUUAUGGGCCGAAUGUUAUAUAUGCAGGCGUGUGUACACUUCUGGCCUCAGACACAAUAUGAGGAUGCUGAGUUGGGAACGUGUUGGCUGGUUGAGAGCACAAAUUCUUCAGCCCCAAACUUUUGAAUAAUUGUGAGGCUGUAUAAGUUUUUUUUUUUUUUCAGAUCAUUGCAUCAGGUACAGAAGAACAAAAUGUGUCCGACUGAUUUUGGUGUGAUUUGUGUAAACACAGCAAUGACGCUGGGUUGUUUCCAGACCUGGCCGAGUUGUGGCUUAACUGUGGAAACACUAUUUUACAGCAAGUGAACAGAUGCAGGGGCGACUGCCGAAUCCCCUACACAGAUGCACUUUAAAAAGCCACUCAUGCUUUGGCUUAAACUGUAAUUUAUUUUAUGUACAAUAAAGCUCAUUUUAAAAGGGCA